AAGACGCGUGCUGAUGACGCGCUAAAGCGUCGACAGUCGGUGUUGAAUCGUGUGUUUACAUCUUGGAUGUUGUGUCUCUAAGGUUUUUUGUUUUUUAUUGCUGGUAGCAAACGGGUGAAAUGUGAUUGUUGAGGUUUUGUUUUAACGCUCAGCGGCCCGAGGAGGCAGCAGGAAGAUGGAUCACUGCAGGAAACAGGUGAAAUCCGACUGCGAGGAGCUGCUGAGCCGCUUCCAGCGAACAGAGUCCGUCCGGUUCGAGAUUUUCUCCAACAUAUGGAGGGAAAUGCGGUUCUCACAGAUCUUCUACGGCACCGUGAAGCAUGAGAAGCGAGCGUUCAGUCGGCUGGUUCUGGACACCGCCUGCAGCUUCCUACUGCCUCCGUUCAGCUUCCAGAUCAGAGUUGGAGGACUUUAUCUGCUGCACAGCUUGUAUCAGUGUCAGACCGCCUCGCCCCCGGAGCAGAUCCGCCUGGCGCUGAAGGACUGGGAGGACGUGAAGAAGUUUGAGAAGGACGCUGUGGACGCCCAGCACCUCGACGUCGUUUACGUCCUCCAACAGCUGAUGUUCCGCAAAGCUUUCCACUUCACCGCCAUGCCCACUCUGCUCUCCUUCCAGAAGAAGAGGAAGGUGGAGAGGACGGCGUUGUGUGAAGAGUUCAUGGAGCGAGCGUCUCGUCCACAGGAGCUGAUCAACAUCGAGCGGCUGGAGGAAUUGUCCAACAUUCAUGAGCUCUAUGAGAAGCUGAAGGCGUCUGUCUCUUCGACGUCAGAACCGGCGGUUUCGUCCGUCAACCUGCUCCGUAAUGAGCUCGUCCCUCAGCUGCGCAGCUCUGUGGUGGAUUUCUACAACUGGCAGCAAAAGAAGGAUGGGAAGGUUGAAGAUGAAGACGACGAUGAGGGAGCGUCGUCUCAGCAGGAGUCCUCCAGGAGAGCUGAGCUCCUUGCCUCCAUCAAGUCAAAAGCAUACGGAGAGGCAGCAGAGGCCUCCAAGUCCCGGCGUCAUCGUCAGGUGGAGGUGGAUCCCACCGGUGAUGAGUCUGGACCCUCCCCCUCGUCAGGUUACUCCAGAACAAAUAAACUGUCACUCAAAGCCAGAACCAACCAGAACAUACAUAUCGCAGGUGACAUGUGGAAAGAAGCCACAAACACCACUCGCAUCAAUCGUCUCACCACGCUGGACUUCGUCCCUGAAGAAAAACCAAAAAAGUACAUCAGAUUCAAGUGGUGACGAAGACACUGCUGGAGUCAGCCUUCAUCCUGAGUGGAGCUUCUGCCUGGAAUAUUUUAUUAUAUAUUUGUUUUAAAAUGUGGUUGUUGUUGUAAUUCAUUUUAAAUGUUUGCGUUGACAGUCAUGUAUCAUAGAAAAGGCGAAUGUUUUAACAUUUUAAAACGUCAUGUAUUUUUUAAAGAGUCUCAUAAUGGCAGAAACUUAAACAUACAAAGUGAUCUGUUAAAGAAGAAAUAUUGAUCUGACUCUGCUUCUGUUCCUGAAUGCAGCGCCUUUGUAAAGAGUUACAACAAACUCAGCAAAGCAAAGAAAUUAACAGUUUUAUUUGUUUCUAUUUCAUAGCCAUCACUUGUUAAAAUUUUAACCCGUACCUGCCUCUUUUUUCUUUUGUACUUAAGGAACCAUAUGUUGUGACAAUAAUUCA
Molecule: messenger RNA, 1652 nt
Organism: Micropterus dolomieu (smallmouth bass)
Lineage: Eukaryota; Metazoa; Chordata; Actinopteri; Centrarchiformes; Centrarchidae
Gene: snapc1b
Product: small nuclear RNA activating complex, polypeptide 1b
Exons: 10
Coding region: 176-1228 (350 amino acids)
Biological process (GO): snRNA transcription by RNA polymerase III; snRNA transcription by RNA polymerase II
Cellular component (GO): snRNA-activating protein complex
Molecular function (GO): sequence-specific DNA binding
Source: RefSeq, a predicted model, not a curated record